AUGAAUGACGAGCCGCCUAACUAUGAUGAGGCAACUGCGCCCGACUCCGCGGCCGCCCAGAUGGAAUCUCAGGCCCCCUUCAAAGGUUGCGGCACCAGAUUUGCCAUGUUAUCUCUUGCAUGGACAGAUCGUAUCCGUUUGAUGCGCUUCCCUGAAUCCAUCACCGUCCUUAUAUCUGAAGUUUUAAAUCAGCUAUGGCCAAAGGGUAUUCAGGACGUCCAAGCCUAUGACGAUAGCUUGGAAAUUAAGCUGCGUGGAAAUCCCUUCGCCCACGGACUGGACGAUGAGAAGAUCGCAAUUCGCAUUGCCAUUAUGGGGAUAUUGAAUGAGUUUGCGAAGGAAGGAUGGUUGGUUCCUCCCACAGGAGGAAGAGUAGGGAGGAUCGGAAAUUACGCGCCAUUUGGACAAAAGGGUAAGUACUUUCUUGACCUCAAGGCAGUGAGUCCCUAUAGAAGAAUGUGCUGA
Molecule: messenger RNA, 465 nt
Organism: Aspergillus thermomutatus
Lineage: Eukaryota; Fungi; Ascomycota; Eurotiomycetes; Eurotiales; Aspergillaceae
Exons: 1
Coding region: 1-465 (154 amino acids)
Source: RefSeq, a predicted model, not a curated record